This is a messenger RNA of Staurois parvus, 346 nucleotides long. The record is from the annotation of a GenBank genome assembly. NCBI's taxonomy places the organism in Eukaryota, Metazoa, Chordata, Amphibia, Anura, Ranidae.
AUGUCUGCUCGGUCAUGUGAUCAGCUGUGUUCAAUCACAGCUGAUCACUGAUCAUCAGAGCACUAAUGAUUAGUGUGCCCUGAUGAUCAGUGUAGCUCCAGCAGUGCCACCUGCCAGUGCCCAUCUGAGCUGCCUUUCAGUGUCACGCAUCAGUGCCGCCUAUCAGUGUGCAUCAGUGCCACCUAUCAGUGCCAUAUAUGAGUGCUGCCUUUCAGUGCCCAUCAGUGAUGCCUGUCAAUGCCCCUCAGUGCCACCUACCAGUGCCUCCUCAUCAGUGCAGCCUAUCAGUGCCCAUCACUACAGCCUCAUUAGCGCACAUCAGUGGAGAAAAAUCACUUUACAAAAU